Molecule: messenger RNA, 1351 nt
Organism: Stereum hirsutum FP-91666 SS1
Lineage: Eukaryota; Fungi; Basidiomycota; Agaricomycetes; Russulales; Stereaceae
Exons: 3
Coding region: 89-1168 (359 amino acids)
Source: RefSeq, a predicted model, not a curated record
GUCUCCAUUGUUCUCUUUUUGUUCUCGACACAAAAACGAGAGGCACGUACCUGACCUAUAGCGCUGUAUAUAGAUCUUCGACGACCCUAUGGAAAGCAUUGUGUUAUCUGGCUAUAAAGGCUGGCUUGGCGACCUCAAGUUGACUCGCCCUUUCUCUGCUGUUGGUGAACUUACGAGCCCUCGAGCCCGGUGCUCUCUAUCAUUGACUUCACGUCCUCACGACCUUAGAUUCAUAUAUUCGCUUCUCUCUCUCACCUUCGCUUACCCUUGUCACUCACUUAUUGCAUCAACACUAAUGGCUCCCUUCGCUCUCAUCACUGCAUCUCUGCUCGCUGCUGUCUCAACUCUGCACCACCGCACUGUUUCCGCUGCACCUUUCUCUAUCGACGAUACCACCAUGCUUCAGAAUGGCCAAGCUGCUCAAACUCUGAACGCUGAAUUCCUCUCACUCUCGGCCAACUCUACAUGCAGUGUUGGCGAAACCGCUUGCAUAAGUGGCGAAUUCGCUACGUGCACGUCUACCCCCUCUUCAAACACGACUACCACGACAACCGAUGCGACCAACACCACAACCACUGCUGGUACAUGGGAUAUCGAAUCGUGUGCUUCGGGUCAACAAUGCUUCGCGCUCCCAUUUGUGAGAUCAAACGGCACCUAUGUUUCCUGUGUCUCCCAGUCCGACGCUACCACCCUCAUCGCCUCAACCGGCACCACAGGCGGACUCAUCGCCACCACCCUCCCCUCAAACACUACCCUCUCCCUCCCAUUAUCCAACGCAACCGAUAUCCCCACCACAUCCACGACGAACUCAACCGUCGCUAUCGGAACGAACAGCACCUCGAACAGCACAAUUGCAGGCGAUGGGACGGGGACGGAGACGACGACGAUAACGAUCACACUCCCUGCGACUGGCGCCACAUCUCUGCCAAGUGUGACGACAACGUUGAACGCGGCGGAGGCGUCGAGUUUGCUUGCUAGUCUAUCGGCGGCGGGUGCGUCGAUCGUUACGGAAGUUCCGGCGUCGACGACCAAGGGUGUGAAGGGAAGUGCGGUGACGAGUGUUAGCGUGGCGACCGCGACGGCAUCUGGGUCGAAUGGCGUGGACGUUGUGAGUGCGAGUUCGAGUGUUAUACAGCUUACGCCUAAGGCGAGCGCUACGAGCUCUUAAUGGCCUCUUUUUCUCUGCCGUUCGUGUAUUCUUUUGGAUUUCGGUCGUUGUGUUGGGAGCUUCGAUAUUCUUUGCCGUUUCUUGGGUUUGUUGUCUGUCUUUCGUGUUUUGGGCUCUACUUAUACAGGUACUGUAUUUCAAGGGUAGCGUAGAUCGCUCUUACUGUAGCUUUAGAUAUUCCGG